ACGAACGAACGGCCCAGAAGCGAGCUCAAGAAGAAGAAAACCAGAAGAAGCCGAAGAGAAGAGGGAAAGGAACGAGGAGAAAGUAAAGCGAAGCGGAGAUGGGUUUAUGCUGUAGAUUUCUGGAGAUCCUGUGCGCCAUACUGCUGCCCCCUCUCGGCGUCUUCUUCCGGCACGGCUGCUGCAGUCUGGAGUUCUGCAUCUGUUUGGUCCUCACCAUCCUGGGGUACAUCCCUGGGAUGAUCUACGCCGUCUACGUGAUCGUGGCCGUCGAUCCCGACCACCAUCGCCGGGAAUACUAUGAGCCCAUCUAUCCGUAGUAGGUUAAGGGGCUUCUUCACCUUUAUACCCUCCAUUUCAUCUUGCGCUCUUUUUUUUUUCCUUCUAAAAACAUGUUUUCCAUCGAAUGCCAGUGACCUGUGAAUGCUGGAUCUCAUUAUGCUACCAUGUAUUCUCGAAUUAAUAAAAUCUUCUUUGUUAAUUUAGUCAGUGUGGUUUUUAUAAUUGGGUUUGAGUUGCGGGUACGGAUUAUGGAAUCAUCUCUCUCUCUCGAUAUUUGUGGUUGAUUGCAGCAUUAGAUGAUCUCUGAUUUAACUCUGAAUUAGUAAUUGUGUUAUAUAAUGGAAAGUUGGAAACUUUUUUAUAUAUAUAAGAUUUGGGGAAGCAGCACAAACAAUUCAAUGGUACUUUUUUCAUGAUCGCACAUGGUAACUCAGGCAUCAUGAGCUGGAAUUCAUGCACCACUAUAUCUGGGAAUUAUUUUUAUAUAUUGGAUUUGAUGAUGGAGGUGUGUGUGCCAUCAAAUAAUCAUCAUUAGCAAGCACAAAUUGAGGGCAUUUAGAUUAGUCCUUGUUGGGGGAAGCAAUUAAAGAAACGAUCCAACAUUGGAUUUGUUGUUGAUUGGAAGAGAAGCAAGAUGUCCAUAUAUAGCAUAUGGCUGAACUAAAUGAGUGCAACAACAAUAACAGUUGUAUGUCCACAAUAUUGGUACUUGAUUGAUCAACUACUAGUUAUAUUCAUGAGAAUAUAAGGUGAAUAUAAGGCAAGUGCUGGUGAAGAAUAUAAGGUGGCUUUCACGAGACUGGUAAGGUGGCUUCCUUAAGCUAGUGGAUGUCUUCACCAUCAAGAGAUGAGAUAUCAUUUGUGCAUGUAUAUGCUGAUUGAUUAAAGAUUAAAGUGAUAUGAUGUGAGUGUAGCCAAGAUUCUAACCAACAAGGAGGCAUACGGUAACGUUUUUAGAGUUAUAUGGUAUUACUAAGAUUAGAGAAGAGAAUUAAUCAGGACUACAGCUCAGCCUGUUCUAACCAAGUCUUGGGAUGUGAAAAAGAUCCUCCUUUCUCCUCAGUCAAGGGAUUAGAGAUUGAUUUUUAGUUAUGCGUCUCGAGUAUUAGAGUUAUAUUGGCAUGAUUUGUUAAAGAGAUAAGUAAGCUUGUGGCAUUCCAAAGUAUCUCCAAACCAAGAAAAUCUUGUUUCUUGACAUGAUCCUUUCCAGCGAUCCCUGUGCUAAAGCUAGAUUUGGUAGACUAUAUUAGCUAUGACAAAAUAGAAAGGCAUUAUAUUAUCUAGCUAGACCAAACAAAAUUGAUAAUUGGAUCUUAUUAGCUUGUAUUCUGAUAAAUAGGGCUGUACUCUAACAAUCAGAUCAACCUUACAGAGUAUGUGCUAGAUAUUUCCAUCCUUUUUGGAGUCUAUAAGCAAAGUGCAUUGCAAACUUCCCAUAGGGCCUGGUAGUUGCCACACGGACUUGUUUCUUUAUUUUGCCAUGCAUUUUUUAUGUUGAACUAUUAAAAUGAGGCAAUCUAUUAAAAUGAAAGCAAGGUUAAUAGUCGCCCAUUCUGAUUAACAGGCUGAAGGUAUCUCUGUAGUUCAAGAAUAUUGGUUAUAAAUUUUUUGUUGAUGGUGAGCUUUGAAAGUGCGAGUCAGCAAUCUCGGAUUUAAAUUUUGUUGAAGCACAUGCACUCAUUACAGUUAGAUGAUCUUUUAAUUCCUCAAGUGUGGAGGUACUUCAUUUUAUAAGGAAAUAGGUGUACCAUGAAGCCCCAAUAGGUUAAAAGGUAUCAGGCACUAACUUUUAGCAUGGAUAUGCAGAGACCAUUAGCUGAAGAACACCAGCAUGGAUGCAAGAGGGAUACUCUGUUACAGCAACGGAACAUAGGCAUACAUUGAUGGUACAAAGAUAGCCCAGUCCCAGAGAUUUGCUUUCAUGUCUAGGAACACCAUACAUCUAGCACAACCAGUGGCAUGAAUCUCCAACUCUUGGUAUAUUUUAGUCAUUUAUUACUUUGAUCAUCUUUGUGAAUGAAUUGUAAAUUUAGUUUCAAGCCUCGUGUCAACACUUUGUUAGUUGGGACAACCCAAGUGCAAUCCAAACGGGGCCUUCAUAGAUUUGGUUUACCAGGAGUUGAGCCUGGGAUGAUUUAGCUUUAAUCUUUCAUGGAUAACGGAAAUAGUAGUACUCUCAGACACUUGCAAUUCAAUAUAAACCAUAAAAGAAAAGGCAGCAUAAGUUAUCAAUCUACCAUCAUAUAUCCUCCACCUGCUGAAUAAUUCGAUUCAUUACUCUCCAAUUAGUAAGUGGUGCUGAUAUUGUCAUUCCACAUUCAUCAAUUUUACUGAAAAAAAUUGAAAGGAACUCGAUCAAUUAAUUUAAUAUGCUCCCUUUUUUUCUGUUCAACUACUGUAAGUAUAUUCUGAACUGAAGUAAGGGUUGAUGAUCUUUUAUUUAAAUCACUGCAACAUUAGUUUGGAAGUAUCAGAUCGAAGAAGAAGGUUGCAGAUGAUGUUACUAUGACUGAUCUCAUAGCAAAGAAUGCUUCAGCAUCGCCUUUGGCAUCCAGCUGAAUCAUUCAUAUCUGGAUCUCCCCUCUAUAUUCAAAUGAAUUUUGAUCUGAGGUCAUGGUGUAAAUAAUAUCCCCUUCUCUGAAAGGACAUUAGUAAAGCCCAUCAGAACAGUGUGAUGUUCAACCAGGCGAUGAAGAUAGCAUCAUGAUAAUCUUCAGUUUCUUUCUUAAUCAAACAACUUUGCGUCAUCUAGGUUAUCUGAGUAUGCUCUCACAAAUUAUUUUGAUUGGGAUUGUUCUUUGCCAAGCUCAUCCCUUUUCUUCUUUUUCUUUUUUUUGCACUAAAACAGAUGUAUUAUACAUUACGAGUACGGAUAUAGCAAAAAAAAAUAAAAACAUAACAGGUUCUAGAGCAGGUAACUCCCUCUCUCUCACCUAAAAAUAUCUUCAGAAUGGUUGGCCACAUAUGAGGCCAUUCAAUUCGCUAUCCCAUUGAGCUCUCUAUAUACAUGCUUUGCAUGCAAGGCCAUUCCAUCCAAAGAGCUCAUCCUUUUCUUUAAUGAUCCUAUGAUGCAACAUAAACUACUGUUAGUACUAAGAAAGAAAAGCAGUGUUCCAGCAAAAUCAUCAAGCACCAACAAAUGCAAAAAAGCCUGUAGAAGGGGAGAAAAACUCUCAAGCUCAAAAUACAGAAGUAUGACACCAACAACCCAGCUUCCAAAUUAAAUCUUAUAUUCUUUAAAUGUUUUAUGUCAUUUAAACUCAAAUUUAAUCAAUCUUGCUUGUGGAUAAACUUAUAAACUGUCCCUCUUAUGUUUGUUUCCUUUAAUUUUUCCCUCACAAUCAAACUGUGGAAAAUCAGCUUCCGUGCUAGUCUCUCCUUUCUUUUACCUGCAUUAAAGACACCCCAUUUGGCAAGGGAUGUGCAGGCUCGCAAGGGAGUACUGGCUGACUAUUGGGAGGCCUCAGGGCAAAGAGUGAAUAUUCAGAAAUUUAUUAUCUGCUUCAGUCCGAGGACGGAGUCAUGAGUGAGGUGGGAGAACAGGAGAUUUUCUAGAUGCAGGAGCAAGAGGGGCUGUGGAGCUAUCUAGGAUCUCUAUCAUGGGGAGGAGUUUGCGAAUGUCGGAGUGCUCUGAACUGGUGUAGCAGGUCCAGAACCGAUUGGAGGGCUAGAGGGCGUCAUCUUUAUCUAUGAUGGGCAAGCUGGCACUAGUCAGGUUGAUUUUGAGCUCCAUGCCAAUUUAUUUCUUGUCCGAUACUGUUGUUUGUAAGAAAGUGCUGAUAGGGAUUGAGCGGUCCCUAUUAGCACUAUUUUACUAUGAAAAAUAGUGCUGGUUAGGUGAUCGACA
Messenger RNA from Phoenix dactylifera (date palm), 4126 nucleotides. Its product is annotated as hydrophobic protein OSR8-like. Lineage: Eukaryota; Viridiplantae; Streptophyta; Magnoliopsida; Arecales; Arecaceae. The record is from RefSeq and is a predicted model, not a curated record. Gene Ontology annotation, cellular component: membrane.